Molecule: messenger RNA, 4905 nt
Organism: Pezoporus flaviventris
Lineage: Eukaryota; Metazoa; Chordata; Aves; Psittaciformes; Psittacidae
Gene: TRIM25
Product: tripartite motif containing 25
Exons: 8
Coding region: 99-1898 (599 amino acids)
Molecular function (GO): protein binding; zinc ion binding
Source: RefSeq, a predicted model, not a curated record
CCGGGGCUGCCGUCCCUCCCAUCGGGGCGGGGACGGGCCGCGUAGAUACCGGGAAAGCUCCUGCCCAAGUUUCGAUUGUGGUAGCAGCAGCCGCGGCCAUGGCGGAGUCGGGAUUGUCAGUGCUGGAGGAAGAACUGACCUGCUCCAUCUGCCUCUGCCUCUUCAGCAGCCCCGUGACCGUGCCCUGCGGGCACAACUUCUGCGCCUCCUGCCUGCAGCGCUUUUGGGCCGGGGUAUCGGAGAACUUCAGCUGCCCGCAGUGCCGGGCUACUUUCAUGGGCCGCCCGCAGCUGCAGAAGAACACGGUGCUGUGCCGGCUGGUGCAGCAGCUCCAGGGCUGCACCGAGGCCGAGGAAGAGAAGGAGGAGGAGAAGGAGAAGGAAGAGGGCCCUGUGCUCUGCGACACCUGCCUGCAGGCACCCGCCGUGCGGACCUGCCUCACCUGCACCGCGUCCUUCUGCGAAGAGCAUCUGCGGCCGCACCAGGAGAGCCGGGCCUUCCGCGACCACCAGCUCUGCCCGCCGCUGCGCGACCUGCAGCAGCGCAAGUGCCCGCAGCACAACAAGCUCUUCGAGUUCUUCUGCAGCCAGCACGGCAGCUGCAUCUGCUCCCUCUGCCUCCUCGGACACAAGUUGUGCAACACCAGCCCCCUGGAGCUGGCCAAAGCCAGUGCCGAGGCGGCACUGAAGAAGAGACUCACAGAGCUGUAUAAUCAGAAUGAAAAAGCUACUCGGGCAAUGAACACUUUGAGAAUGAACCAAGGCCAAGCUGCUGAGACAAUUUCCAAACAGAAGGAUAUGAUCCUAAGUAAGUUUUCAGAAAUUAAAGCUUUAAUUGAAGAAAGAGAAAUUCAGAUCUUGAAAGCAGUUGCAGAUGAAGAAAACAGAGUUUCAAGUAAGUUUGAAUAUAUUUAUGGCAUUCUGGGAAGUAAGAAGAAUGAAAUCCAGACUCUCUCUGAUCAGAUUGAGAUGGCACUGACUGAAGUUGAUGACCUUCUGUUUUUGAAGAGAGCAACAGCACUACAAAAAACAUCAAUAAAAGAUGCUUUUGUUCCUGUGGUUGAAAUAGACCAAAACAUGAUACAUUCCUCUUACCAGUCCGCCGUUAACCUUAAAGACACUGUGAAACUUUCAAUGAUGCCAUCUGAAGAGAAAAAUGUGGAAGCAGGAGUAACACCUGGAAAAACUAAGGCCCCUCCUGGGGCUCCUCGAAACAAAAACGUAAAAAAGCCUGCAGGACCGCAGGAGAAAAAGAAACCUGCUAAAACUGCACCAGCCACGGGAACACCAACUGCUGCAGCUGCCGUCCAAGUUAAAGAGCUUCUUGACAUCUUCCUGAAGAAAUCCAGAGAGGAGCUUUUGCAGUAUGCUGCUAACAUCACGCUGGAUUACAACACAGCUCAUAACAAAGUGAUUCUGUCUGACAGACACACCAAGAUGUCUGUCUCAGACACCCCCAUGAAGUAUAACCAGCUCCCUCAGCGCUUCACUGAUUGUUACCAAGUGCUGGGGUUCCAGUCCUUCAAGAGAGGCGUCCACUACUGGGAAGUGGAAAUGCAACAGAACAACUUCUGUGGCAUUGGCAUCUGCUAUGGCAGCAUGGAGCGGAACGGGCCGGAGAGCCGCCUGGGCCGGAACAGCCAUUCUUGGUGUAUUGAGUGGUUUAAUAACAAAAUAUCAUCCUGGCAUAAUGAUGUUGAAAAGUGCUUACCCAAUACAAAGGCUACCAAGAUUGGUGUGCUGCUCCACUGCGAGGCAGGGUUUGUGAUUUUCUUGGCUGUGGGGGAGAAGCAUAACUUGAUCUAUAAAUACAAAACCGAGUUUACUGAAGCCCUGUACCCUGCCUUCUGGUUAUUUUCCAGUGGCACUGUUCUGACUCUCUGCCAACUAAAAGAGUAAGGUCUCAUAUCUUAAUUAAGUUUGCCUAAGUACUUCCAUGCAGAUAAUCAGGCCUGUAGCAGCUCUUUGUGUAUCUCAGUCUAAGGAAUGAAAAUUAUUAGGUCUUUUAAGCAGUUUGGGAAAUCUGCUGAUUCUUUGGUCUAAAUUGCUGAAGUAGUUAGAUAGUGAUAUAGUAAAAUGAUGAUAGUAAAAACUGGGAUGAAAGGUUUUGAAAAGACCUUGAUUGUCCUUCUAAAAAGAUAUAAAUUGUUGUUAAAUGUCUUCAGUAGCUGCUGUGACUUUUGUGGCUUGUUGUAAAGGAUCCCCAGAAUUAGUUUUCAGAUCUAAAUGUGUUUCACAGGUAGCAAUAACCCCUUUGAGAAAGAAACAGGAAGAAUUCCUUGACAAAUUCAGGUUCCAAGCUUUGAGGCAGAUCUCAGUGUUGCCUUUUUCUCUGUCCUCAGACUGUUGCCCAUAGUCAGGAUUUGCAAUACACAUGUUCUGGUGUAUGAAUCCAUGAGAUGGCACAGGCUGAGCUGUUAAGUAAGUUACGGUUUUAUGACACUAAGUUAUAAAAUCUCAUCAGAAUGGAAAUGCAGAGAUUCUAGAGUUGACAGGGAAGAAAUCGUGUCAGAAUCACCAGGAAGUACCAUCAGCAUCAACUCUGAGACUGGGAAUAUGCCAGAGAAUCUUCAGGAAGACAUCCUGCAGAGCAGUAGCCUGUGCCCUGUGAUAAUGCAGUUUGUGGGUUGAAGCAUUCUGUCUCAUGUUCUGAGCCAGCACAUGCUUCAGAUCUUCACACUGAAGGCUCUUCAAUUCUGUUUUUUUUUUGUGUGCUGAGGAGUUCAGGGAGAGCAUUUUUGGCUUGCAUAGGGAGCACAAAUGUGCUGUUCACUUAAAGCAGGGUCUCCUGUGUGUCUUUCCUCUUUUGUGAGGUGGGAUAUUCUCUGCUGGUGUAUCUUCAGUUGUUCAUACGGUAGAAACUGGAUUUUCUACAUGUUAUUGGGACUCUGACUGGAGGAGCCUCAAGACAGUGUGCACACUACCUAGAAAAUGCUGCUUCUUCUCUGCAUGAAGCCUAUGGGCAGAUAAGUGGGUCUUCUAAAACAUACAGGGAAUUAGAACAAAGGAGAAUACCCAUCCAUUCCCCCUGGGAUGGAUUUUUAAUUCUCCUGGUGUUCCUUGCUUUGGGUUGUGGUACGUUUUCAGAAGUCCUCACCAUGUACAGAAGAAUCUGCACUUCUUAUGACUUUAAAAGAAUCAGUAGGCAAGCAAGGUAUUUGGAUCUCAUAGUUACUGGGCCUGUAUCUUGUUGAUGCCUCUGGACUUACUAUGCUAGCUCUUAUUUCUUACAGUAGCCCAGGAAGAACAUUCUUGAAGCAGAGUAUUCUUGGACUCUGAUUUGUAAAACUUCCCCUUAUGGGACUUGGUGAAAUAGAACAUAAAGCUACUGCUGGCAGUUUGGAAGGGACUUGUUAGGAAGCUCAGAACUCCUGUCCAUUUCACAUUAGCCAAAGUACUUUAGAGAGAGACUUGCAGGAAUUCAGGUUUGGUGUCUCUAUUUUUACUUGGUUUGUAAACUCUUAGUACUUUGUCAAGGAUAGCAGGAAUCUGAUGAGAUGCUUCCUUUUGCCCAUCCUUUCUUUGGCCAGAAUAGGAUAUGGAACUGGUGAUGGACCUAAAAGUGCCAGGGCUGUCUUUGGAGUAGUUGUACUAUCUCAAGGGUCUCAGCUUUCCAAAGCACACCCAGCACUAAAACGAAAGCAGAACACUUCAAAAGGUGUGGGAGGAGGAUGUGCACUGAUACGAGCCAGCAACGAAUGCAAAACCUUUUUCCCUGAACUUCCAGUUUUUCAGCAGUGAGGGACAAGAGCAGUUUCCUUUGAGAAAUCCUGUCCCUUCAGCUGCUUGGCUGUGGCACAGUGCUGCAGAUCCCUCAGCAGGGUCCUGGAAGAGCACUCUGUCUCCUUGGCCAUGAGGAAAAACGUGCUCUGAUGGUUUCUGCAGUGGAGAAAGUCCACAUUUCCUGUUGCUUGCUUCUUGACUUUUAAGGGGUGUUAAUGAUAAACUCUAAGUCCAUGAGCUUUUUUAGCCAUACUCUGGAGUGAUACUCCAGCGAAGUUAAGAGCAGCUUUUAUUCUGCCAUGCUGGACAAGGUGGGAUUCUUUAAAUGUGGUCUUCGUGUAUGACCAACAGCACAUAACACAAGAGGGGUUUUGGAUUACCACAGGCAGUGAACCAAGCCUGAUGCUGUAUUCCUGAUGCUCCUUUUUGUUUUCUCUUGUGCUGUGAAUCACUGGAAAUGAUGGAACAAGGUUCUGUUGAUUUGGAAUUAAAUGAGAAAUGAAUAACUGAAUCACUGCACUCCUGAAAACUUACUUUGGUUAGCUUUGGAUAUCUUGGAUAUAUGGAAAUGGGGAUGAUUAACAUUAGAAACAUUAGCUACAACAUGAUAAAUAAUGAAUGGUUCAAAAGCCUCUUCAGCACAAGUGAAGUGUUAUUACUCUGCUAGUAACUAUGUAAGCUGUCCUGGUUUUAAACAAGAUAUAGAUUCAAGCAUAUAUUUUAAUUAUACUCCUGUUAGUCUAGAAAAAAACCCUAAUCCUGCUAUUAAUGAAGCCAUGAGAUUUAUAAUGAUUUGCAUAUUAACAUACAAGCUAGAGUAAAUGGAGAAAUGCUUGCCCACAAAAUACAGUGAUCUGUUUAAAUUUAAUCUUUUCUUCAAUGAAACACAACAGUGAUGUACUGCAGUAUAGAAAAAUAAAUGCUUAUGCAAUUAUAGACCUGUUGAUUGUACUGAUAUAUCAGCUAUGUACUUCAUAUAUACACAUAUACUUCAGUAAGUAUACUAUAUGUUAGUUCACGUAGAUGUGUCAGCUAGACAUCCUUAUGAGGGCCACAGACAGAGUUUAUGACAUCUGUUCUAUGACUGUGCCUGUAACUGUUGUAGAAGCUGUUGAUCUUUUUAGCUCUAACGUGAAUUAAUAGUUGUACUCUGAAUUCAAUAAAUACUCAUAGUAAACCCUAA